Molecule: messenger RNA, 2579 nt
Organism: Cuscuta europaea
Lineage: Eukaryota; Viridiplantae; Streptophyta; Magnoliopsida; Solanales; Convolvulaceae
Source: the annotation of a GenBank genome assembly
AUUGCAUAUUAAGAAGGAGUAUGAGGAAAAAGGUGACUUGGGAUUGGUUGCCCAAGCUAGCCGAUUGUCACAGUCUAUGAUGCGGAAACCGGAACCAUUGACCAUUAGGAAGGUUUUCAACACAUUUCACCUCAUUGCCAGGGAAGUAGGAAAAGACAGCCAAAAGAAGAAAAAUAAUCUUAUAAAGUCACUUCUUGUUGCUGCCACUGACUGUGAACCUUUAUAUCUAAUCCGUUUGUUACAGAAAAAAUUGCGUAUUGGAUGUGCUGAGCAAACUCUCUUAGCUGCAUUAGGCCAAGCUGCAGUGUAUGAUGAAAAACAUUCAAAGCCGCCUCCUGGAAUCCAGUCACCUUUGGAAGAGGCAGCAAAGAUUGUUAAACAAGUCUAUUCUGUUCUUCCUGACUAUGACAAGAUAGUGUCUCAAUUGCUUACGGAUGGUGGUGUAUGGGGUCUUCCAAUGAAAUGUAAAUUUACUCUUGGAGUUCCAGUUGGGCCUAUGCUGUCAAAAGCUAUCACAAGUGUAUCUGAGAUUCUAAACAGAUUCCAGGAUGUAGAGUUCACAUGCGAAUACAAAUACGAUGGAGUGCGUGCUCAGAUACAUUACAUGGACGAUGGGUCUGUUGAGAUUUAUAGUAGAAAAGCUGAACGGAACACCGGAAUGUUUCCUGAUGUUGUUGCUGUGGUUUCAAGGUUAAAGAAAACAAAUGUAUCAUCAUUUGUUCUUGAUUGUGAACUUGUAGCAUAUGAUCGCUCAAAACAGAAAAUCCUUCCUUUCCAGGUUCUUAGUACUCGGGCUCGCAAGAAUGUAAUUUUGAGUGACAUAAAGGUAGAUGUUUGCAUAUUUGGUUUUGAUUUGUUGUAUCUUAAUGGCCAAGCACUUCUUCAGGAAAACUUAAAAGUCCGUAGAGAGAAUCUCUAUGCCUCCUUUGAGGAAGAAUGUGGACUUCUUCAGUUUGCAACAUCAAUGUCAUCAAAUGAUAUUGAGGAUGUACAGAAAUUUCUUGAAGAAGCUGUUAAUGCUAGUUGUGAAGGAUUAAUUAUUAAAACAUUAAAUGAAGAUGCAACAUAUGAACCUGCCAAGUAUUCACUGAACUGGGCAAAAUUGAAGAAAGAUUAUCUGGAAAAUGUAGGGGACACACUGGAUUUGGUACCUAUUGGCGGUUUCCAUGGCAUUGGCAAGCGUACAGGAGUAUAUGGUUCUUUUCUCCUUGCUUGCUAUGACAACAAUAAUGAAGAAUUUCAAAGUGUUUGUAAAGUAGGAACAAAAUUUACUGAAGAAAUGCUAGAAGAACGUUGUGCCAUCCUGCGGUCUAAAGUGAUUCCCAAACCAAAGGCCUACUAUCGGUGCGGCGAAAAAAAUAUUCCUGAUGUUUGGUUUGAAGCCAGUGAGGUGUGGGAGGUAAAAUUUUCUGACCUAACCAUCAGCCCUGAUUACCAAGCUGCGGUGGGUAUAGUUGAUUCAAAUAAGGGCAUAUCUCUUCGAUGCCCACGUCCACUUCGGGUUCGGCCUGACAAAACCCCUGAGCAGGCGUCUUCAUCUGAGCUGGUUGCUGAGAUGUAUAAUGCUCAAAAGAAUAUCCACAGAGUGAAAAGCAACGAGAAUGACAGUGAGGAAGAUGAUUAUUGAAGGAAAAUGGAUUUAUUUUUCUCACUAGAUAUAUGAAGGACUAAGGAGUAAUUUUUAAAUUUAUGGCUAAGGGGUCGUGUUGUGUGAUCAAUGUACAAGUCAUUCUGGGUCACAAUGUUCGAUUGUUGGAGCGACCAGAGCUAGGAGCGACCAUUGUUUCCAUUAAAAACUUCAUCAUCCCCAUCGAUGAUGCACCGACUCUAGCUAUCCGACAUUGAUUCUUUCACCCCACUAAAGGCACAACAAAUAUGAGAUCAGCAUUAGUAAAGGAGACACAGACAAAGGCAUAGCACCUAGAUAGAAUCCCACAUCAUUUGACUGAGAUUAGCCUUGCAAGCUAAAAGGUACACUUUGAUGUCACAAUAUUUAUAUCUCCAAGUUUUUAGUGAAAAGCCUGUCAGAAUAGUCACUUCUGAAAUUUACAUUAGUUGCUACAUUUGGUUACCUAAUAAGUCAAUUUCAAAGUUUUUAUUUCAUGCACGGGUGGUUGAAUUGGUUUUCUGAAGGCAAUUUUUUAUGACGAACUGGUGGUUUGAUGAUGGUCAAACACUGAAACAAGUAUGAGACCAGUCCAGAUUGGACAAAUUCCUAUGCCACCCAGGGUCAGAUCAUUAGAACCAAAUGCAAAUAUUGUCUGGACCAUCACGUUGGAGCGUGGAGUAAAAAUUUCUCACCCUGGUGCAUUGUUGUGUAAUUGUCAGUCUUAGACCAACAAAUAACAAAUGAUGUAAUAGCAGAAUUCGAGAAAUGUUCCCGAUUAAGAAACAGUGUUGUAUUUUACCUCUAUUGAAACUGAGUGAAUCUAGGCUCCAAUAACUCCAUAUUCUAGUUGGCAGCUUAGAUACUUGGGCGAAAAAAGUCUCGAACUUCAUAAUGUGGUCAUGCUAGAUAGUAGAGACAAACAGAAAUGGAUAAUAAUUAUAAUAUGAGAUCCUUUGAGGCAAUUACUCUC